AUGGCGUUUGAUUCGGCAAAUUAUUGUCCUGUGUGCUGCGCCGCACUAGAUUUCACGCAGUCACAGAAGAAAAAAUGCCAAAUGUGCGAUUGGGGAGUGCUCAUAGACGAAAAAGAGGCGCUCUCAUCAGCCGUUACAAUAGUCAAGCAAGCACAGGUAACUAUUUCCGACGUUUUCGAGAUUUGCUACAGAAGAUUAAGAUAUGUUGAUUAUCGUAUUUAAAUUCUAGUUUUUACGGUGGUUUUUUAUUGCCUUCACCAUCAUGGAAUCAAUUGUAACGCACUCAACUACACGAAAUUUCAGGUAAAGCGAUGGCAGAAGGAGAAUGCAUUUGCAGUACCUAGCGGUACUAAUUACGCGGAAAUUCAAGAAGAGUGCCCACAAUGCGGCAACGAUAGGUUAAUGUUCUGGACACGCCAGACAAGGAGUGCUGAUGAGGGUCAAACGUGCUACUACCAAUGUUCGAAAUGCGACUUUAGAAAAGCGGAAAAUUCAUAAGAAAUCAUUGUGUCGGAACACAGUUGAAGAUUAUAGUUCCACCAUUUGUAAGAUCAUGGACCACAACCACAUGAUAAGCAUCACAUUCACGUAUUCGCUUUCUAGUGCGG
Amoebophrya sp. A25 is the source of this 608-nucleotide messenger RNA. The record is from the annotation of a GenBank genome assembly. Lineage: Eukaryota; Dinophyceae; Syndiniales; Amoebophryaceae.